Messenger RNA from Cuscuta europaea, 1130 nucleotides. The record is from the annotation of a GenBank genome assembly. NCBI's taxonomy places the organism in Eukaryota, Viridiplantae, Streptophyta, Magnoliopsida, Solanales, Convolvulaceae.
GUGAUCUCGCCCUAGCCAAGAGUCCGGUGUCUGACACUGAUCUGCACAUAUCCAUUCUCAAUCAAUUAGGUGCUGAUUAUCGUCCCAUCAUCAGUGCACUACGUGUCCGCAACACACCCACCUCCAUGAUUGAAUUGUCUCAGAUUCUUACUGAUCACGAGAGAUUUCUGCAGGCUUCUGAUGAACCCAGUGCUUCUUCAUUAAUACCUACUGCUAAUGCUACUCAGAGAUACACUCCGCAUGGUUCGUUUGCUACUGAUGCUCGCAAACGUGAUUCCACUCCUCAUGGUGGCUAUCGUUCACGCUCCAGUCAGCAAUCCUCAGCUGGUUCCAGGCCUUCCACUCCGAACACUUCUAGUCGGGCAUCACCCAUUUGCAGAUUUUGUAACUUUCAGGGGCAUGUUGUUAAGGAUUGUCGCAAACUGGCUCGAUUUCUUCGUGAGAAUCAUCUCACUGUCUCUCCUUCUGUGCAUACUACAAUGACCACCAGUGCACUCUCAGGCCCCUCAACCCCUUGGAUGUUUGAUUCUGGUGCCUCUCAUCAUGCAGCCUCUGGCGUGGCUUCUCUUCAAGAGUUUUCAACAUAUGACGGUCCGGAUGAAAUUCACUUAGGCAAUGGUACGUCUCUCCCUAUUUCUCAUGUUGGUCGUACCCUAGUUUCUACUCCUACCCGUCCUCUCUCGCUUACUAAUGUUCUCUGUGUUCCCCAACUUCACAAAAAUCUUGUUUCAGUUUCUCAACUUUGUAAAACUAAUCGAGUUUCUGUUGAAUUCUUUCCAUCUCAUUUUCUUGUGAAGGAACAACCAACCGGGAGUCCAAUCCUCAGGGGUGAAAAUAUCAAUGGCGUAUACUAUGCUCCGUCGGUCAGUCCACCAAGUAUCAAUGCUACCAGUCUAUCUACUUUAUCUCAACUCCACCACCGCAUGGGUCAUCCGUCCAAUAAAGUCUUAGUUUCUAUUUUAAAUAAAUGUAACAUGACCGUGUCUGCUCGGUCACUUAGUGAGUUUGUGUGUACCUCUUGUCAUAUUAAUAAAAGUCAUAAAUUACCCUUUGCGGUUAAUUCACUUACUAGUACUCGUCCACUUGAACUUAUUUAUACCGAUGUUUGGAGCACAAAACAAAUAUCCGUU